UACUAAUAGUUUCAUUCAUUGUCACGUUAAUGGCAUAUAAAACAAGAGAAACUGAAUUGCCAAAGAUAUGUAAUAUAUAUGGAAUGAAAAGGGAAUAGAUGAACGUUUAAAAGAUAUAUUUGAAUUACUAUCUAUCUUCUAUCGUGUACACUUUAUUAUAUUCUACUUUAAUUUCCAGAAGAUCUACCAUGGCAGACAUAGAGAUGGCUCCUCUGUUAAGAGAUCAAAAUGCGGUGGAGGAAGGCGGAGAUAUAUGGAUAGAGACGAAGAAGCUAUGGAGUAUUGUUGGACCGGCAAUAUUCACAAGAGUCGCGAUAUAUUUAUUCUUUCUCAUCACUCAGUCGUUCGCGGGCCAUCUUGGCGAGCUCGAACUCGCUGCCAUCUCCAUCGUCAUCAACUUCAUCAUCGGCUUCACCUACGGCCUUCUGCCCCGAUUCUUAAGUUUCUUGGCCAGCCAGAAGACAUCGCCCAGCUCUCUGGUACUGCCGCUGUUUUGGCCAUUCCUCUCCAUUUUGCAUUUGUCUUCGUGUGCCCUAUCAACCGAUUUCUCCAAUGCCAGCUCAAGAAUGAAGUGCUAGCAAUAACGGCUGGAGCGACACUUGUAGUUCACAUAUUUGUGUCCUGGCUUUUUGUGUACGGUCUUAAGCUUGGAUUCAUAUGGACCAUGAUUACUUUUACUUUGUCAUGGUGGCUCAAUGCCAUCAUCUUGUUUGUUUACAUCGUAUGGGGAGGUUGUCCGCUCGCUUGGACCGGUUUCUCCAUGGAAGCUUUCAUGGGACUAUGGGAAUACGCUAAGCUCUCUGCCUCCUCCGGAAUCAUGCUGUGCUUGGAGUUUUGGUAUUAUAGGAUUUUAAUUCUGAUGACUGGAAAUUUGGAGGAUGCAAAAACUGCUGUUGACUCUUUGUCUAUAUGCAUGUCGAUAAAUGGUUUGGAGAUGAUGAUUCCACUUGCUUUCUUCGCCGGGGCCGGGUAACUAAUCAAUCAUAUUUUAUAUAUAUGUGUGUGUGUGUGUGUGUUUGAUUUAGUAAUUUGGUUUAUAUUACCAUGCAUGAUUCCAUCUAGCUACAAAAACUUUUCAUUUAAUACAGUAGACAAGGAGAGAUGUGCAAACAAAAGAAUAAUAUUUUUGUAACGUGGAAUUAUGCUAACGGUUUGGUCUAGCCAUGAUGGAAACCAUUAGUUUGAAUAAAGUAAAUUAAAAGGAUUCCGCCACUGUUUGAUAGAGCCACAGAAACAUCACGAUGUAAGCGGAAAUGAAGUUUACGGCAUUUUCCUUUGUUCAUGCAUAUCAUCAUGCAUCAGCAAUCUUUCUUGAAAUA
Molecule: messenger RNA, 1319 nt
Organism: Brassica oleracea var. oleracea
Lineage: Eukaryota; Viridiplantae; Streptophyta; Magnoliopsida; Brassicales; Brassicaceae
Product: protein TRANSPARENT TESTA 12-like
Exons: 5
Coding region: 254-973 (239 amino acids)
Cellular component (GO): membrane
Molecular function (GO): transmembrane transporter activity
Source: RefSeq, a predicted model, not a curated record